AAAAAAGCUAUCAUUGCAUUUCAAACUCAAUUACGAUACUAUCAAAAUCAUCAACCAUUUAUAUAAACCUCUCUAGCCUAAGCCAUAUAGCCAUCAUCCUCCUACGAACAAAAUCAUUAAUUCUAUAACACUUCCAAUCAAAAAAACAAAUCAAGUUCUAAAUAUGGCCAUCUUCUCAAAAAUUGGUGUUGUUGGAGCUGGCAUUAGCGGCAUAGCGGUCGCUAAGCAACUCCGACACCACAAUCCGAUAAUCUUUGAGGCGACUGAUUGUUUGGGAGGGGUUUGGAAGCAUUGUUCAUACAAGUCAACAAAGCUCCAAACUCCACGUUGUGAUUAUGAGUUCGCGGAUUUCCCUUGGGCUGAGAGGGAUAAUACCAGCUUUCCUUCUUAUGAGGAAAUACUGGACUACUUGUAUUCUUAUGCCACACAUUUUGGGGUUUUCGAACUCAUAAGAUUCAACUCCAAGGUUGUGGAGAUCAAAUUUGUUGGCAACCAAGAUCCUGAAGGGAACUCCGAUUUCGGAAACUUGCUCAACGGCCGGCCUAUGUGGGAAGUUGCUGUUCAGACCGAUCAAUCUGACCACAUUCAGUGGUACGCAUUUGAAUUCCUGGUGAUUUGCACUGGAAAAUACGGAGAUAUUCCGAAUAUACCACAAUUCCCACCCAACAAAGGCCCUGAAGUAUUCAAAGGACAAGUCUUGCAUUCCCUUGAUUACUGCAAACUGGAUGAAGAAUCAUCCUUAGAAUUACUACAAGACAAGAAAGUAGUCGUUGUUGGCUAUAAAAAAUCUGGUAUUGAUUUAGCCGUCGAAUGUGCCAAAGCGAAUCAAGGACCCAAAGGUCAACCUUGCACUAUGUUGGUUAGAACUUUGCAUUGGACUGUUCCUCACUACUCGGUUUGGGGGUUGCCAUUUUACAUUUUCUACUCAACUAGAGCUUCCCAAUUCCUUCAUGAGAGGCCAAACCAAGGAAUGUUAAGAAACGUGUUCUGCAAGUUAAUAUCUCCUGUGAGAAAGGCAAUGUCAAAGACCAUUGAAUCCUACUUGUUAUGGAAGCUGCCACUAGAGAAAUAUGGAUUGAAACCUGAACAUCCCUUUGAGGAGGAUUAUGGAUCAUGUCAAAUGGCGAUCUUGCCGGAAGAAUUCUUUGCUGAAGCCAAUAAAGGAAUGAUACAAUUCAAAAGGCCAUCAAAGUGGUGGUUUUGGGAAGGAGGGGUUCAGUUUGAUGAUAACACCAAGUUGGAUGCUGAUGUUGUGAUCUACGCCACUGGCUUUGAUGGAAAAAGAAAGAUCAAAACAAUUCUCCCUGAGCCCUUUUGUAGUUUGAUUGAAACUGAAGGCAUGAUGCCAUUGUACAGGGGAACAAUACAUCCACUUAUCCCCAAUAUGGCAUUUUUGGGUUUUAUUGAGAGUGUGGCAAAUUUACACACGGCGGAAAUACGCAGCAUAUGGUUAUCGAGAUUAUUGGACAACAGAUUCAAACUUCCAAGCAUACCAAAGAUGCUUGAACAAACACAAAAGGAAAUGGAGAUCAUGAAGAAGACCACCAGGUUUUACAAAAGAAGUUGCAUAUCAACUUUUAGCAUCAAUCACACUGACGAAAUUUGUGAAGAAAUGGGGUGGAAAUCUUGGAGGAAAACUAAUUGGCUUUCUGAAGCAUUUAGCCCCUACAGCAGCCAAGAUUAUCAGGAGGAAAACUGAAGUUGGCUUUGAUAUUAAUAUUUAUCCAAUUAAACUAUUCAAUUAGUAUCUUUCAUUUUUUACCAUCAAACGAAAAUAAGAGCUAGUAAAAGAUAAUAAUCUAGCAACAAAUUACUAAGACUAUCAAACAAACUAUGCUAACGAACAAUUCAUGUUUUAGUUGGUAAUAAUAACGAUAUAGCUUUAGCACAAUUGUGCUUUGCUAAGUUAGAUUUGUGCGGUAAGAGAUAUUUUCUUCACUUAUGUAAUUUACUUUUGCG
Molecule: messenger RNA, 1959 nt
Organism: Oldenlandia corymbosa var. corymbosa
Lineage: Eukaryota; Viridiplantae; Streptophyta; Magnoliopsida; Gentianales; Rubiaceae
Source: the annotation of a GenBank genome assembly